AUGGCGCAGGCCUGUGGGAGCAACAUCCACGAGCCCCGCUACAAUCCAUAUGGAUACCUGCCUCCACAGGCACAGUAUGGAGCUCCACCGCCACAGGCACAGUAUGGAGCUCCACCGCCACAGGCACAGUAUGGAGCCCCGCCUCCACAGGCACAGUAUGGGGCCCCGCCUUCACAGGCACAGUAUGGGGCCCCGCCUUCACAGGCACAGUAUGGAGCUCCACCUCUACAGGGACCGUAUGGCGGUCCCCCUCCUCCUCAACAGGUUCAAGCUGGGCCAGCUGAAGUUGCAGGCUACAAACAGCUGCUGGAAGCUUGUAUCCAAGAAAAGGGUCUUCAGAACUUCCCAAUCUGCCAGAACCUCGACCGGAUCGCCCAAGAUGCCCCUUCAAAGAUCAACCAAGUCAUCCAGCGCUGGCGUAUCCAAAAGGAGAUCUCCAAUGACAUUGUCAAGCUGGCACUAUACGACGUCGUUCUAUACAUUGACGACAGUGGUUCCAUGCAGUUUGAAGAGGAAGGCAGCCGUAUCAAAGACUUGCGCCUUAUUCUGGAACGAGUCUCCUUUGCUGCCACGCUCUUUGACAACGACCCAGGGGUGGUGGUCAUGGCGACAGAUGAAGAGCUUGCUGCGCAUUACAACGCCCAACUCAUGGCCAUGCUCGACACCACAUACUCCACUGGUCCGAAACAUACCUCUCAAGAAGAUUGUCAUGCGGUAUUCAGGGUCAAGAAAGACGCGGACGGGGCUGGCGCAACGCCGUGCGCGUGGUUCGACGCAAGUUCAAAGCGCGAUACUGGAGGCGACGCCUUCGAUCAUCGCAUUCCCAACACUCUGUUGGACAAAUUGCAGAGGUUGAAGCUCAUGUAUCCCAUGCCCGGGAUGGACCCCUUAUCCAUAAUCAACAACACGGGCUCCGAGUGCUUCGCCAACCUGCACCCCGAUGGAUAUCUGUCUGACAAGUACGCAAAGCUCCGUGUCCAGCUAGAGGCCGAACUGCGCACAUGGCGUGGCUAUCUCGAUGACAUCUGGACGCUAUUCGAUGGUCCUCUCGACCUCAUAAGGGUCGUUUUCGAGAAGGCACAGUGUCUUCCUGCAUAUCGAAGCUUCAUUCGUAAAGGCCUUCGGGGCGCAUGUUCCCUCGGUCCGAAGGUGCUUGCGUUACUCAUGACAGCCAAUUUGAUCUCAAGUGCUCAAGCCCAAAGGCAUGAUCUUGUACGGGAAUGGGGGAUACGUACUACUGGCGCAGUCACCGGAGGUCUCAGUAUCCCGAUUGCCGCAAUGGAUCCCAAAACUGUCAGUCCUGGCCUUUGGUGGGGACUGAUUGCAGCCUGGGUUGUCACAACGGUGAUGUUCGUUGCGACCAACACCUACGUCAUUCCAAGGAGCCACCGGAUGCGCUACUUGUGCACGUUCUUGCUCGUGGAAGGGCUUUUCGUGGUUGUCUUUGUGACGGCAUUGAUCCACGAUCCAGUGAAGAUGGCGGCAAAGAUCCUCGCCAACAUGCCAGUCUUGACGGUCAUCAUCGCUGGCCUGUUGCCGCUUGCUUUCGAUUAA
Molecule: messenger RNA, 1554 nt
Organism: Alternaria alternata
Lineage: Eukaryota; Fungi; Ascomycota; Dothideomycetes; Pleosporales; Pleosporaceae
Exons: 1
Coding region: 1-1554 (517 amino acids)
Source: RefSeq, a predicted model, not a curated record